Molecule: messenger RNA, 1077 nt
Organism: Myxocyprinus asiaticus (Chinese sucker)
Lineage: Eukaryota; Metazoa; Chordata; Actinopteri; Cypriniformes; Catostomidae
Product: synaptosomal-associated protein 25-like
Exons: 8
Coding region: 109-738 (209 amino acids)
Biological process (GO): synaptic vesicle fusion to presynaptic active zone membrane; synaptic vesicle priming; exocytosis
Cellular component (GO): SNARE complex; plasma membrane
Molecular function (GO): voltage-gated potassium channel activity; syntaxin-1 binding; SNAP receptor activity
Source: RefSeq, a predicted model, not a curated record
CAGGUGUUGAGCGCGACUGAGGCGAACCAAACGGGCUUCGUCUUUGCGCCAUCCUCCGGGGAAGUGACAGUUUUAGAGUGCGUCUUCUGUCGUACGAACUCAGCUAGGAUGGCUGCCGACUCCACCAUGAGAUCUGAAGUUGAGGAGCUGCAGAGGAGGGCCAAUCAGGUGACAGAUGAGUCCCUAGACAUCACUAGAAACAUGAAGCUUCUGUUAGAGGAGAGUAAAGAUGCUGGAAUCAGGACACUUGUUAUGUUGGACGAGCAGGGAGAACAACUGGACCGCAUUGAUGAGGGCUUGGAUCAGAUCAACAAGGACAUGAAGGAGGCUGAGAAAAAUCUCACUGACAUGGCCAGGUGUUGCGGUCUCUGCAUCUGGCCAUGUAAAAAGCUAAAAGACUUUGAAGCAAGUGGGGCCUAUAAGAAGGUAUGGGGUAACAAUCAGGAUGGGGUGGUGUCUAGCCAGCCCUCUUCCCGAGUGGUGGAUGAGAGAGAGAAGAUGACGAUGAGCGGUGGAUAUAUUAGAAGAGUGACCAACGAUGCAAAGGAGGAUGAAAUGGAGGAAAACUUGGCCCAGGUAGGCAGUAUCAUUGGCAACUUAAGAAGCAUGGCACUUGACAUGGGCAAUGAAAUCGACACUCAGAAUGUCCAGAUUGAACGCAUACAGAGCAAGGCCAUGGUCAAUGAGUCCCGCAUCAAUGAGGCCAAUCAGAGGGCCACAAAGCUAAUACCAAGAUAAAGAAAUGGGAGAGAGUCCAUGAUUGGUUAAACUCGUUUACAGUUUUUUGUAGGAAAAUGUGCACACAAUAUGGUACAAAUUAUUAAGCCAUAUGUCUCUCUUAAAUGACUGUUUACAAAACUUGGAUUUCUGCCUAUUGAUUUGACUGUAAGUUAUUCAUUUAUGUUCUGAGAGCAUAGCUCUUUAAAAAAUGGAAUGAAUACUAAUAUACUAGUCUGCAUUAUCGUGUGCUGUAUUCGUAAUUUAGGCAUAUAUUGUAUGAAAAGCACUACUGUUAGGCUGCUAUCUUAUUCUUUUUACCAGGCCUGUGGAACAUGAGUGAUAACUAUUAACUUACAA